AUGGGGCGUUUCUCCCAUGGGGAUCCUGUUGGGCCCUUCCGGGCCAGAGAAUUUGGUUCGGGCUCAUUGUCGGUCCAGACGUACAUCAUGUAUGCUACUAGCAGGGCCGAGAUGGAUAUCCGAGACACGCACUUUUACCCUCAACGCUCAGACGAUGGCAUGCGGUAUGGAGUUGUCGGAGUGGAAUGCUGUGCUGGUGGCGAUUUCUAUGCGCAUUUACCCCAGGUUACUGACCGUAUCGGGCUGGAGACCCGAGAGAUCGGUGAAUCUUUGAGAACUCUACGGAGGAGUCUUAUUAGUGGGGAUGUUGAUACUUACAGUCUCUCGUCGCCUCCUCGUGGUGGAGGGAAUCCUCUUACGAGUCGGCUAGAGGAUGAGGAUAGGCGCAUAACGGCACAUCUCUGGCCUAAUCGGGGCCUGGAGAUAAAGGAGGGCUACGAAUGCAGUGCUAGAGUGAGGGUAGUGGGUCGGUCUAUGUAUGUCCUGGAGCCCCUGCCCAUCACUAAACCCUCUAGUGAGGCACUGGUCUUCUUGCACGGCUACAACUGUCCGACGGAGUAUGCUCUACUGCGUCUGGGCCAAAUGUUGGCGCUGGGGAGGUUCCCUUCUCACAUUCAUCCCUUUGUAUUCUCUCAAGCUACUGGGCAGACAUUUUCGUAUACUAAGGCGAAGCGGUGUAUUGGAUAUUUCAAGACGGACCUUCUGGACUUCUUAUUGGACCUGAGGAGAAGGGGAUACGAUCAGGUCCACCUCCUGGUGCACAGUAUGGCGGCCCACCUGUUCUUUGCAAUGCUACAGGAGUACGAGGACCGACGGUUCGCCGAUCCUGAGGGUGUGGACGUUUUGAGACUCUCUAAUGUAGUCCUCAUUAACGCUGACUUCCCUGUGAGAGGCUUUGAGGAGGUGCAUGUGCCUCGGGUAUUGGAAGUUGCCGAUCGAAUGACGAUGUAUUGCGAUGAUAGGGACUUUGCUUUGCUCUGUUCGGAGCUCUUCUCGAGAAACAAAGUGAUAGGGAGGAAGAUCUGGCCAGUUAGCGCGCGCCCGGCUGGAGGAUUACCAUAUGGUCGUAGUCGUAUUGACGUGAUGGACUGCCGACAUAUGCAGCAAAAUGUUCAUUCGAUACGCCAUAACUACUUCAAUUUAAAUGUACAGAUUGUAAGCGACAUCGCGGAGUUGGUCACGAAUCAUUGCGGGGCUGACCAGAGGCUUACGAGGACGGUGCGACAAGUUGCUGGCGAGAACGUCUUUAGUUUUCUUUGCCCUCCGAAAUACGUAAAAAACGAGUAGAAAAUUAGCUGUAAUCAGCCUGGCACUGUGCUUGCUUUUGUGACCUAUAUUCUGUUCAUCGACUAUCGAAGGUAUCAUCGUCAUGUUGUUUUAAGUGCAGUAUUAUUACACCGUAUCUCAGCG
Messenger RNA from Perkinsus marinus ATCC 50983, 1410 nucleotides. RefSeq lists its product as hypothetical. Lineage: Eukaryota; Perkinsozoa; Perkinsida; Perkinsidae. The record is from RefSeq and is a predicted model, not a curated record. The coding region runs from base 1 to 1287 and encodes 428 amino acids. The transcript has 4 exons.